UUGGAGGGAGAUGAGCACAACAACAAAUUCUCUCAAGUCCCAACCCCAGGGUAAAGUACAGACAUUGGAGAUUUGGAGAAGAAGCUUAGAAGGUUUGACAUACAAAAAUGGUGAUGGACGUCACAAACUGGGAUGAAGAAGCUUACAGAAACUCCAUCCUUCAUGAAAGAGAAUCUCAAUCUCAAACCGUUUUUCGCGCCAUUUUUGCUCCUUCAUCCCUUUCAAACCCUAACCCUGAAAUUGUCGUUACUGCUUCCAGUGAUGGUUCCCUCGCCACCUACUCACUCUCUUCUCUACUCUCUUCCCUUGAAAUGCGUCAUGGCAUUUCGAGUCCUCAACAAGUGCUUGCUGCUGAACCCAAUUGUUUUCUUCAAGCGCACGAAGGACCUGCUUAUGAUGUUAAAUUUUAUGGCGAUGAUGCUGAUGCUUUGUUACUCAGCUGUGGAGAUGAUGGUCGGAUACGAGGUUGGAAAUGGAUGGAACUUGAAGCCUCUGAGACACCGAUACAUGAACAAGGCUCCCAUGUAAGACCAGUAAUUGACUUGAUGAAUCCACAACACAGGGGUCCAUGGUGUGCUAUGUCUCCAAUUUCUGAGAACAAUGCAAUUGCUGUUGACUACCAGGGAGGAUCCAUAUAUGCUGCUGCUGGUGAUUCUUCCGCAUAUUGUUGGGACGUGGAGACAUGUAAGAUUAGGAUGAUGUUUAAAGGACAUUCAGAUUAUUUGCAUUGCAUUGUUGCUCGUAAGAGUAGCAAUCAGAUCAUAACUGGUUCAGAGGACGGCACAGCAAGAAUAUGGGAUUGCCGAAGUGGGAAGUGCACUCAGGUUAUAUCUCCUGACCGAAAUAUGAGUCUAAAGGAAAUAUCGUGUGUUAGCUGCAUUGCUAUCGAUGCUAGUGAGAGUUGGCUGGCUUGUGGCAGUGGACAAAAUUUAUUUGUGUGGAAUCUUCUUGCUUCAGAACAAAUUACAAGGAUCAAUACUCCUAUGAUUUGCCAAGAUGUAGUAUUUGAUGACAAUCAUAUUUUAGCAGUUGGAGCCUCACCCAUGCUUAGUCGUAUGGAUAUGAAUGGCAAGAUUCUAUCUCAGAUAAGAUGUGCUCCUGAAUCUGCCUUUUCUGUCUCCUUACAUCAAUCGGGUGUUAUAGCAGUCGCUGGUUAUGCAGGAAUGGUUGAUUUUGUAUCGCAGUUUGGUAGUCAUUUGUGCUCAUUUCAAUGCACGUCUGUAUGAUAUUAUUAUUUGCUGUUUCUAAGGAUAUUUGCUUCAAUUUCCCUUUAUAGAGGGAGGGAAGAAUCACAUACUUCGACUUAUUCAAUUGGCGCUGCAAUGGAGAAUUGGCUAUAAACCUUUUAAGCUCAAUCUUCUUAUACAUCCUCCGGUCUUUUUGAAUUUGCUACUAAAAGUGAUAUGACAUGAGAAAAAAUAUCAUUUUCAGUAGCAAACUCAAAGGAGCAUAACUAUAUGAGUAUAAAUUUGCUUAUCUUUGCUCUAAUGCACUAGAAAUACUUUGUAGUAUUUGUGAAAACACGAAUUGAGAGACGGUCUCUUUGAAAGACCAUCUCUAAUCGGGCCGGCCCAUUAUGUAUUUUUUAAAAUAUUGUAAGUAGGCAUAAAGAAUAAUGUAAGUAAACAUUUAAGAUAUUGAAAGUAGGCAUUAAGGAUGCGUUAAGUAAGUAUUAAGGAAAAUGUAACUAGGCUUGAAAAAUACGAUAAAUAGGCAUUAAUUUUUAAUGGGUUGGGCUUGAGAUACGUCUUUCAAAGAAACGGUAAAGACGUAUCACAAGAGACUAGCUGUUGUGAAAAUAAGGU
Amaranthus tricolor (Joseph's coat) is the source of this 1805-nucleotide messenger RNA. Its product is annotated as THO complex subunit 6. NCBI's taxonomy places the organism in Eukaryota, Viridiplantae, Streptophyta, Magnoliopsida, Caryophyllales, Amaranthaceae. The transcript has 13 exons. Gene Ontology annotation, cellular component: transcription export complex; THO complex. Gene Ontology annotation, molecular function: protein binding. The coding region runs from base 108 to 1226 and encodes 372 amino acids. Gene Ontology annotation, biological process: mRNA export from nucleus. The record is from RefSeq and is a predicted model, not a curated record.